Molecule: messenger RNA, 1166 nt
Organism: Funneliformis geosporum
Lineage: Eukaryota; Fungi; Glomeromycota; Glomeromycetes; Glomerales; Glomeraceae
Source: the annotation of a GenBank genome assembly
AACGAAACAUAAUGUCUAACGAAGAAACUUUUCUAUUUACUUCAGAGUCCGUUGGUGAAGGUCACCCUGAUAAAAUUGCUGACCAAGUAUCAGAUGCCAUCUUGGACGCCUGUCUUAAAGCCGAUCCUUAUUCCAAGGUAGCCUGUGAGACAGCAACAAAGACUGGGUUAAUUUUCGUAUUUGGAGAAAUUACGACCUCGGCAACUCUUGAUUAUCAAAAGAUUAUCCGAGAUACCAUUAAACGUAUUGGUUAUGAUGAUUCGUCUAAAGGGUUUGAUUAUAAGACUUGUAAUGUGCUUGUAGCUAUCGAGCAACAAUCUCCAGAUAUCGCUCAAGGUCUUGUACAGAAAGGUCAAGAACUUGAAAAUAUUGGUGCUGGUGAUCAAGGUAUAAUGUUCGGAUAUGCUACUGACGAAACCUCCGAGUUAAUGCCACUUUCCCUGGUAUUAGCUCACAAGUUAAACAAGAAAAUGGCCGAUCUCCGCAGAGAUGGAACUCUUAAGUGGCUUCGACCAGAUUCCAAGACCCAAGUUACUGUACGCUAUAAGAAAGAAAAUGGUGCUUUAGUUCCUCUUGAAGUGGAUACAAUCGUAAUUUCAACACAACAUACUCCCGACGUCGAACUUACACAACAAAAAGCUGAUUUAGAGGAAUAUGUUGUUAAAAAAGUUAUUCCAGCAGAAUUUCUCAAAGCAACUACUUAUCAUUUACAACCUUCUGGCAAAUUUAUUAUCGGUGGGCCACAAGGUGAUGCUGGUUUAACAGGACGUAAGAUUAUUGUUGAUACGUACGGUGGUCAUGGUGCUCACGGUGGUGGCGCUUUCUCUGGCAAAGAUUGGUCUAAAGUCGAUCGUUCUGCUGCAUAUACCGCUCGCUGGAUUGCUAAAUCUCUUGUUGCAGCUAAAGUGGCACGUCGUAUAUUGGUUCAACUUUCUUACGCUAUUGGAGUUCCUGAACCUCUUUCUAUUUACGUUGAUACCUAUGGUACAUCAACCAAGACAAACUCGGAAAUAUUGGAUAUCAUUAAGAAGAACUUUGAUUUGAGACCAGGUGAAAUUGUAAAACAACUUAAGCUCCAUCAACCAGACGGUUGGAGUUACGAACAGACUGCCGCUUAUGGGCAUUUUGGUCGAGAGGAGGUGAAUUAUUCUACUUAUCUUGUUUGA